AUGCCUAUCCUAAUCACCUAUGCGACCUCCUACGGCUCAACAGGGGAAAUAGCAGACCGCAUAGCCUCACGACUGCAUGUCCAUGGCUUUGCUGUUCACUGUCGACCGGUCGACCACGUUUUUAGCGUCGAGAACUACAGCGCCAUCAUCCUGGGUAGUGCCAUGCGCGGUACAAAGUGGCUUUUUGAUGCACAAAAGUUUCUUGACGUCGAAGCCAUGGGGCUGCAAAUGAAGCCCACCUGGACAUUCAGUGUUGGCAUGACGCCUGCGGUUAAGGGUCCCAAGUGGGCCACAAAUAAAGCUGUGAGCCGAGAGUCUCUGCUGAUGGAACGUACGAUAUCGAGGAAGAUGCCGAAAGUCAGAGGUCACCGUCUGUUCAUCGGAAAGGAUGCAGCUUCAAGAAUCCCUGGGCCUAUAAGGUCUUUAUCGACCUGUGUCGGUGGACGGUCUAGAGACCAUCGAGAUUGGGAUGAGGUUGACGCAUGGGCGGAUGCGAUCGCGACCGAGUUGAAAUUGGAAGGCAUAUAG
Fonsecaea multimorphosa CBS 102226 is the source of this 528-nucleotide messenger RNA. RefSeq lists its product as uncharacterized. The transcript has a single exon. Gene Ontology annotation, molecular function: FMN binding. The coding region runs from base 1 to 528 and encodes 175 amino acids. Lineage: Eukaryota; Fungi; Ascomycota; Eurotiomycetes; Chaetothyriales; Herpotrichiellaceae. The record is from RefSeq and is a predicted model, not a curated record.